Anas platyrhynchos (mallard) is the source of this 6587-nucleotide messenger RNA. It is a transcript of the gene SALL3, whose product is annotated as spalt like transcription factor 3. The record is from RefSeq and is a predicted model, not a curated record. Gene Ontology annotation, biological process: regulation of transcription by RNA polymerase II. Lineage: Eukaryota; Metazoa; Chordata; Aves; Anseriformes; Anatidae. Gene Ontology annotation, molecular function: RNA polymerase II cis-regulatory region sequence-specific DNA binding; DNA-binding transcription factor activity, RNA polymerase II-specific. Gene Ontology annotation, cellular component: nucleus.
UGGGAAAGUGCGUGCGGAGAGGGAGGCUCGGCAGCGGCGGGGAGCUGAGCGAGCUGCGGGGCUGGGGCAGCCCCGGCGGCAGCCCCGGCAGCGCCGCACGGGAGGAGGCGGAGGAGGAGGAGGAGAGUAGGAGGAGCUGCCGUGUGACCCGCACGGCUCCCAAACUUCAAAGUUUAUCCGCCCGAAAUCGAGAGCGGCCGCGGUGCGCGCACCGCUCCUCGGCACGGAGCGCAGGCAUCGAGCGGGGGAGCCGCCGCGCGGGGACGAGGCUGCGGUGGCCGCUGCGAGCGAGGCGAGGAAGGGGAGGGGGGAUCGCCCUCGCGACAACAACAGCCACCCCCCACCCCCCAAAUCUGGGAGAGGAUCGAUACUAUUCGCUGGAGACCGAGGACUUGCUCGUCGGCGCACACGCGAGACCGCUGUCAUCAGCUAGCAGGACACACAACUGAGCUGGGGAGGGGGGGUGAGGAGUGUCACAAAAAGUCAUUACAACCUGAGAGAGAGGGGGAGAAAGAAAAAAAAAAACUUCCUACCAAUGGACAACAGGAAGUGACCACCACCACCAACGGGGAGUCUCUGCUUGGAGAAAGAAGCUGCAAGACAAAGAAGAAGGAAGGAGAGGUGAAAGACAAAACUGCCCAAGGUCUUCUGUGUGUGUGUGUGCGUGCGUGCGCUUGCGAGAGGAGAGAACAAAAGUCAGCCGGGAAGGGGAGACGGAGAAACAGAGACGGAAAAGGAGACAGGAUGGAAGAGCUAAAGGCGAGCAUGUGAAGAUUAAGAGAAAAGAAGAGCAGAGCAGCACACACGCACACCGAGAAGAAAGCGGAAAGGAAAGAAGCACACACAAAAGUUUCUUUUCCUCCUGCAAAGAAAUUACUCACACGUACACAGAAAUCAGAUGCUUUGCAGAUCAACUUCUGGGGAAAGAGAGACCAGGAGGAGACGAGGACGCAGAGUGAUGUGAAGAAGGAAAAAAAAAAAAAAAAAAAAAAAAAGCGAAGAGAGCAGAAGAAAGCGGAGCAAAAGAAACUGAGAGCCGGGGGGAAGAAAGAAAGACAGAAAGGCGAAGAUCGUGACCUCUCCCAACAAGUGAACCUUGCACAUAUGUUGUGUAAAGUGUGUGCAAAACAGAGCCCUCCUGCGUGGUGCGUGUGUGUUUCUCUGCCGCCGCCGCUGCUGCCGCCGCCGCCGCCGCCGCGGUCGGUGCCUCUCGCAGGCGGCGCUGCCGGUGCCGGGGAGCCGCAUCAUUUGGCGGAGCGAAGCGGCUAAUUGCGGAGCCCCGUCCUUCAUUUACAUAUGCAGCCUGAGCCCGCUGGAGCCGCGCCAAUCCGCGCUCGCCCCCAGCACCAUUAAUCGCCAUGCAUUAUUCACCACCGUAAUUAUCGAGCCCCAUGCGCGCUCCGCGCAGCCGCCCCAGCCCGCCGCGCACGCAGCACCGCACCGCGCACACCCCGCCCGGCUGAGCCCCCGCUCGCUCACCCGCUCACUCACUCUCAGUUUGGUUGGUUAGCCUUGCUUUUUUUUUUUUUUUUUCCUCCUUUUCCUUGGGGUUGGUUGCCUUUUCUGUUGUUGUUUGGUUGGUUUGUUCUGCAACUCGACUUUUAUUUGCGAACAGUUAUUUCCAGCCCCCACCUCUUCCCCCCCCCCGCCCUUCCCUCGUUCCCAAUUCCUCCCCCCUUUCCACCUCCACGUCGCUGAUGCCUCUGCAAAAAGCAGAGUCAAGACGGCUCAGUUAGCAGCAUGUCUCGUCGAAAGCAAGCGAAACCCCAGCAUCUCAAAUCGGACGAAGAGCUGCAAGCGGAGGUAGUUUCUGAGCACGUGGUUGAAAAAGAAGCAGAAAAAAACCCCGAACUUCUGCCCGAGAGCGAAACAUGCCGAAAUGGUUGGGAAGGCUGUUCGUCUCCUCCAGGAGCUGCGGCCCGGCCGGCAGUCCCAGGGGAAGGUGCAGAUGACGGUGACAGUGGGAAUGAAAGCAGGAGUGGAAGUGAAGAAACCAACGUUUGUGAGAAAUGCUGUGCAGAGUUCUUCAAGUGGACAGACUUCUUAGAGCACAAGAAGAACUGCACUAAAAACCCCCUGGUGCUGAUUGUGAAUGAAGAUGAAGCAGCUCCACCCCCUGCAGAGGAAUUCCCUGAGCCCUCACCUGCUAGCUCUCCUAGUGACCAGGCAGAGAGUGAAGCUGCUGAAGAAGGCACCCAGACAGAAAACAAUGACAGCUCUGAGAUAAAAGGCACGGAAAAGGAAGAAGAGCCGAUGGAGGUAGAAACGUCUGUGGAGAAAAGUUUCCAGAAUCAAGGCACCUCAAACACAGCUACUCCUCUACCUCAGAUCCCUGAACCAUCAUCUAUGACAAGCUACACCAUGCCAAACACGAAUGUCACACUAGAGACUCUGCUGAGCACUAAAGUGGCGGUCGCACAGUUCUCACAGAGUGCACGGUCCACUGCUUCCGCCAGCAUAAGCAGCGGGGUGACAGCUGUGGCCAUCCCAAUGAUUCUGGAGCAGCUCAUGGCUCUGCAGCAGCAGCAGAUUCACCAGCUCCAGCUCAUCGAGCAGAUCCGUAGUCAGGUGGCAAUGAUGAACCGCCAGCCUCUACGUCCAUCCCUGAACCCUGUCAUCGCUGCCCAGGGUGCUCCAGGGCAGGCAUCGAACCAGCUGCAAGGGUUUGCCACAAGCGCUGCUAUUCAGCUGGCUGCAGUCAUUCCUCCUUCCAUCAUGGGACAGGCCACCAUUGGUCAGCCUGCUGCCUUUGAUGGUUCUCAGCACAUCUCAAGGCCUACAUCUGGAGCGAGUACGCCCAAUAUAUCCAGUAGUGGUUCUUCUGCCCCACCUGAAUCGAGUGUACCCUCCUCCUCUAAUGCAAUUACAUCUGUAACUCCUGUUUCCAUGUCAAAUGCUACUAACAGUGCUUCACAGCCCCAGAAUGCUUCAACUCCACCUUCAAUAGGACAUGGAAGCCUCACCUCAGUUUCUAACCUGCCAAACCCACUUCUACCUCAGACUUCAUCAAAUAGUGUGAUCUUCCCCAAUCCGCUAGUUAGCAUUGCUGCAACGGCUAAUGCACUAGAUCCUCUGUCUGCCCUUAUGAAGCACCGCAAAGGAAAACCACCAAAUGUGUCAGUGUUUGAGCCCAAGUCAAGCUCCGAGGACCCCUUUUUUAAACAUAAAUGCCGAUUUUGUGCCAAGGUCUUUGGAAGUGACAGUGCUUUACAAAUACACCUCCGCUCACAUACAGGGGAAAGACCUUUUAAAUGUAACAUAUGCGGAAACCGGUUUUCCACAAAGGGAAACCUGAAAGUACAUUUUCAGAGGCAUAAAGAGAAAUACCCUCAUAUCCAGAUGAACCCCUAUCCCGUUCCAGAAUACCUCGAUAACGUGCCCACUUGCUCUGGAAUCCCAUAUGGGAUGUCACUGCCCCCUGAAAAGCCGGUCACAACAUGGUUAGACAGCAAACCUGUUUUACCAACCAUACCAACUUCCAUUGGGCUCCAGCUGCCCCCUACUAUACACGGUGUGAACAGUUUUGGAGAUUCUCCGAGCAUUACUCCCAUGAGCCGGUCACCCCAGAGGCCUUCUCCUGCCUCCAGUGAAUGCACUUCUUUAUCCCCGAGCCUCAACACAUCUGAGUCAGGCAUUCCAGUGUCUGCUGAAUCCCCGCAGCCCAUUCAGAGUGGCUCAUGUCUGACUAAGGCAGAACCUGUCAGUCUGCCUCCCACGGGCACAAGGCUCGGGGAACUCUCUGUAGGUGGGCAAGUUUCCACAGCUUCCACUUCUUCAGUUCCUACUACUGUUACAGACAGCAGUGUUUCAACAAGCCUCCCAAACCCCGUGCUUCCAGCAAUGUCUGACCAGUUUAAGGCAAAAUUUCCAUUUGGUGGUCUGCUAGACUCUAUGCAAACAUCAGAAACCUCAAAACUGCAACAGCUGGUAGAGAACAUUGAUAAGAAGAUGACAGAUCCAAAUCAAUGUGUCAUUUGUCACCGUGUGCUUAGUUGUCAGAGUGCUCUCAAGAUGCAUUACAGAACGCAUACAGGAGAAAGACCAUUUAAAUGCAAAAUUUGUGGACGUGCCUUUACUACAAAAGGCAAUCUAAAAACACAUUUUGGAGUUCAUCGAGCGAAGCCCCCACUUAGAGUACAGCACUCAUGUCCCAUUUGUCAGAAGAAAUUUACAAAUGCAGUUGUUCUUCAGCAGCAUAUUCGUAUGCAUAUGGGUGGGCAAAUUCCAAACACGCCAUUACCAGAGGGCUUCCAGGAUGCCAUGGACUCAGAGCUUUCCUACGAUGAGAAGAACAUUGACACACUGAGCAACUUCGAUGAUGACAUUGAUGAAAAUUCUAUGGAAGAGGACCCAGAGCUAAAGGAUGCAGCAAGUGACUCAUCCAAACCCCUUAUCUCUUACUCUGGGUCAUGUCCUUCUUCACCGCCUUCUGUGAUCUCCAGUAUUGCUGCUUUGGAGAAUCAAAUGAAAAUGAUUGAUUCUGUCAUGAACUGUCAGCAGCUGACCAGUUUAAAAUCCAUAGAAAAUGGAUCAGGAGAAAGUGACCAUUUAAGCAAUGACUCCUCAUCGGCUGUUGGCGAUCUCGAAAGCCAGAGUGCAGGCAGCCCUGCAAUGUCAGAGUCUUCUUCCUCCAUGCAAGCUCUGUCUCCUGUAAAUAGCAAUAGUGAAAGUUUUAGAUCAAAGUCCCCAGGUCUCAGUAACCAGGAAGAACCACAAGAAAUACAAUUAAAGACAGAAAAACCAGACAGUCCACCACCAGCAACUGAAAAUGGAGGCGCACUAGAUCUGACAUCCACCAACCCAGGAAGACCGGUCAUCAAAGAGGAAGCUCCUUUUAGCCUGCUGUUCCUGAACAGAGAACGUGGUCCCAGCCAAAGUACUCCUAGCCUGGUCACCAGUACAGCGCCUACCAUGAUCAAAAUGGAAGUGAAUGGUCACAGCAAGCCGAUCUCUUUGGGUGAGGUUCCCUCGCUUCCAGCUGGAAUCCAGGUUCCUGCUGCACCACAGACAGUGAUGAGUCCGGGGAUCACCCCUAUGCUGGCACCCCCCCCUCGCCGGACUCCCAAGCAGCACAACUGUCAGUCUUGUGGGAAGACCUUCUCCUCAGCAAGUGCACUGCAGAUACACGAGCGCACCCAUACUGGUGAAAAACCGUUUGGUUGCACAAUCUGUGGUAGAGCUUUUACCACAAAGGGGAAUCUUAAGGUUCACAUGGGAACUCACAUGUGGAAUAAUGCCCCUGCACGCCGUGGCCGCCGCCUCUCCGUGGAAAACCCCAUGGCUUUGCUGGGUGGUGAUGCGCUGAAGUUCUCUGAGAUGUUCCAGAAAGAUUUGGCAGCUCGGGCCAUGAAUGUUGACCCCAAUUUUUGGAACCAAUAUGCUGCAGCUAUCACUAAUGGACUUGCUAUGAAGAACAAUGAGAUUUCUGUCAUACAGAACGGAGGCAUUCCUCAGCUCCCAGUAAGUCUAGGCGGAGGCGCCAUCCCGCCUCUAAGUAACCUUACCAGUGGCAUGGACAAAGCUCGCACAGGCAGCAGCCCUCCCAUUGUUGGUUUGGACAAAGCAAGUUCUGAAACUGGAGCCAGUCGUCCAUUCACCAGAUUUAUUGAGGAUAAUAAAGAGAUUGGCAUAAAUUAAAAGCAUUCAUUAUGAAUAACUGUUGGACCGCUACUCAACACAACACUUGUCCUUUUCCAUGUACAGCUUUUGAAGCUAAGCAUUAGUUUCCUGACCUAAACGCAUAGGUUCCCUUUAAAAUUUUACCCAUAGCAGAAAUACCUAACUUUGUGGCUGCUGAAAAGUUGUCUUGCAAGAUCUGCAUGGUACUUCUUUCAACAGUGAGUUUGACUGUUACUGAGAACUUUGAAACCUUUUAAUUUAACAGAAACAAACAAACAAAAAAAAAUCCUUGGAUAACUUCAUUAGAAACAGAAAGAGGCUAGUCUACGUCCACUUUGCUUCUUACAAAACUUAUUAUCAAGUGAGAAAGGGGGGCUUCACUAUGGCAUUCUGUCACACUUAUUUGCUGGUUUUGUUCAAAUUAGUUAGCAACAUGGACUAUGUUUUUAGGAACCUUAAUCUUAAAUAAGUGAUUUAGUACCCCAAUUCUGUGUAUUAUUACAGUAUCCUUGUCUGUAGUAUUUAUAAUGUUAAGAUUAUGCGGGUAACAGACAAUAUACUAGCCCCAAACUUAAAUGAAGCUUUUGUACUGCAAAAUACAUCUGGCUAUGUGAUUUAUUUUUAUUUUUAUUUUUUAAGCAAGUUUUGCUUUACUAUAAGUAAGUGGUUUAUUUCAAUGCAGGCAAAAUUGUGAAGUUUUAUUGGGAAAGAUAGCAUGCUUUUCAUGUGCAAGUACCUGUCAGUAACAAACUUUUUUUUUUUUUUUUUAAUUUAAGUAUUUGUAGCUGCUAUGUGGACAGUUGUUCUAUUAAAUGAAAAAAAAAAUGUAGUGUGGACUUUAGUUCAAUGAUCGGAAAACAAGUUACAGACAAACCUUAGCACCAUAAAUUAUUCACAACUUUAUAAGCAGUUGUGAUUAAUACUUCGUGUUAUCAAAGCUGUACAAUAAAAAGGUAAUGUUUGUAUAA